AUGGCAGAACAAAAAGCACUAUUAGUUACAGGACCCGGAGAUCGAAUUGUGUUGGGAACCAGACAUAUACCAACCCCAGGACCAAAAGAAGUUCUAGUAAAGGUAGCAAUUGCAGGAUUGAACCCCCAUGACCAGCUAGUGCGUGAUUUGGGAUAUUUCAUCGGCAACAACGUGCCUGCACCUAUCGGCAUAGAUAUCGUUGGAACAGUCCAUGCCGUUGGAAAGGAUGUCGACAACUUCAAAGUUGGUGACCUGGUAUUCGGAAAUGGGGACCCUUUUGAUGGAGAUUACAUGGCCACGCAAGAAUACGCGCUGAUGGAUAUCGAUUUCUUGGGACAUGUGCCCUCAUCGAUCACACAAGACGAGGCUGCCACCCUGCCUUUGAACGCACUCACAAUGUACAUUGCUCUUUUUGAUGCAUCCACACAUGGUAUUCCCUCUCCUCUGACUCCAGCCGGAAAGUCGUUCGACUAUAAGAAUACGCCACUUGUCAUCCUCGGAGGUGGCUCCAACUGUGGGAAAUUUGCUAUCCAGCUUGCCAAAUGGGCCGGCUUUGGCACCAUCGUUGCAAUCGCUGGGAAAACCAAAGCUGAUUAUCUUGUCGAGCUCGGUGCUACACAUAUUAUUGACAGAACAUUGACCGACGAUCAAAUCGAGUCCGAGGUGCGAAAGAUUGUGGGAGAUGAUCUUUUGCAUGUUUGCACUGCCGUUUUAGCAAAGGAUCAGACAUUGGGUGUUCGCCUUCUGUCUAACAGCAAGAAAGGGAUUCUUGUUCCAGUGACUAAGGGUGCAGUCGAUGAAUCAAAAUUGGGCGACAAAAAGGCUGGAUAUGAGGUGCGCGGAUUCCUCUGUCGCCCGCAUGCAGAGGAUAAACGUGAGCUGGCAACGGUCUUCUGGAAAUCUUUCCCAGAUCUUAUCGAAAAGGGAAUUCUCAGGCCAACUCCUUAUGAAGUAGUCAAGGGCUUGGAUGCAAACAAGAUCAACGAGAUUCUUGAUGCAUAUGGUCAGUCCAAGGGACCAACUAGGCCAAACAUUCAUGUAAGCGGCGCUUAG
Messenger RNA from Trichoderma gamsii, 1053 nucleotides. RefSeq lists its product as hypothetical. Bases 1 to 1053 code for a protein of 350 amino acids. NCBI's taxonomy places the organism in Eukaryota, Fungi, Ascomycota, Sordariomycetes, Hypocreales, Hypocreaceae. The transcript is spliced from 2 exons. Gene Ontology annotation, molecular function: oxidoreductase activity, acting on NAD(P)H. The record is from RefSeq and is a predicted model, not a curated record.